Molecule: messenger RNA, 1940 nt
Organism: Helianthus annuus (common sunflower)
Lineage: Eukaryota; Viridiplantae; Streptophyta; Magnoliopsida; Asterales; Asteraceae
Product: TBC1 domain family member 15
Exons: 12
Coding region: 334-1602 (422 amino acids)
Biological process (GO): activation of GTPase activity
Molecular function (GO): GTPase activator activity
Source: RefSeq, a predicted model, not a curated record
UCUUCAUAAUUGAGGGGGCCCUAUUCAAAGACAAAUAAAACACACACACACAUACACACGCACGCACGCACAAAUCGAUUAUCUUUCUCGAAAACAACCAAAAAGAUUCAAAUAAUCCGAAUAUAUACAUACAAUUUGAUCUGUAUCUAUACCUUUGAUUCGUUCAAUCUCUCGUUUCUGAUUCAUCAAUCGCCGGUCAAAUCCACCAACAUUUCCGUUUCUCGUCGGAAAAUCACGUCAUACAUCACCAGCGUCGGUAUUUCUUCACAGAUUCCGAUUUAUUUUGAAAUAAGGGUGAUUGAUUAUUGUACGUAUUAGCUGCAGCUGAGUGUUAUGUUGAAGAGUAUAAUUGGUCGUAGUAGUAGUAAACAAAAUGCCGAUAUGGAAUCUUUUUUUCCGAUUAGGCCCGAUUGCCAACAACAUGUUCCUAAGACCAGAUUUAAACCUAAGGUUGGGAAAACUUUAAGUGAAAGAAGAUGGAAUGCUGCGUUUGAUAAAGACGGUCGUUUGGAUAUAGCAGCCGUGCUUAGGAGGAUACAAAGAGGGGGCAUUCAUCCAUCAAUUAAGGGGGCAGUCUGGGAAUUUUUGUUGGGUUGUUAUGAUCCCAACAGUACCUCCGAGGAACGAGAAAACCUCAGGAAAAAGAGGAGGGAACAGUAUAAUUCAUGGAAGGAGGAAUGCAAAAAGAUUGUACCCAUUAUUGGUACUGGGAACUUUGUCAUGGCACCUUUAGAGUCUGAGGAUGGAGAACCUGUAGAAAGUAACGGAAUUCUUCAGCCAAACUCUGAUGAUGAGUCCGACAAGAAAGUAUCCCAGUGGAAACUUAGCUUGCAUCAGAUAGGUUUGGAUGUUGUACGCACAGAUCGUGCUCUUGUUUUUUAUGAAAAUGAAGCUAAUCAGGCCAAACUUUGGGAUCUUCUUGCCAUAUAUACUUGGGUUGAUGACGAUAUUGGUUAUGUUCAAGGGAUGAAUGAUAUAUGUUCCCCAAUGGUAAUUCUUUUGAAGGAUGAAGCAGAUGCCUUUUGGUGCUUUGAGCAUGCAAUGCGUAGAGUGAGGGAAAACUUCAGGUCUAAUGCAACUUCUAUGGGAGUACAAGCACAACUUGGAAUACUUUCACAAGUUAUGAGAGUUGUUGACCCAAAGCUUCAUCAACACCUUGAGGGCUUGGACGGUGGAGAAUAUUUAUUUGCCAUCCGUAUGCUUAUGGUACUUUUCCGAAGGGAAUUUUCCUUUAUAGACGCCUUAUAUUUAUGGGAGGUUAUGUGGGCCAUGGAAUAUAAUCCAAACAUGUUUGCUGAUUAUGCUUCAAAUGGUUCGCAUGAAGUUGUAGCAACAAAAUUAAGCAGUAAAGUACUACAACAGUAUGGAAAAUACGAAAGAAAAAACGUGAGAAAUGGACGAACGGAUCAAAAAAGUCUUCUUGCUGUUUUUUUAGUGGCGGGUGUUCUCGAGACCAAAAACAAAAAACUCCUGAACGAGGCUAAAGGCCUAGAUGAUGUUGCCCAGAUCAUGGGUGAUAUAACCGGAAGCUUGGAUGCAAAAAAAGCUUUGACAGAAGCACUGAAAAUUCACAAAAAGUAUAUGAACAAGGCAAGAAAUUGAUGAAAGUUAAGUUUUCUCCAGGCAGCUAUGUAACCAAUUCUUUUCUUGUGUGAUUCUUGACCUCUAUAUUCAUCCAUUAGAUCUUCCUUCGGUGCUAAGUUUUCCCUGAGUUAGCAUAUUGUAGCUGGACCGACACGUGGGACCCACAUACGUCUCGUGUGGAAUUGACCCACAUGGGUCUCGGAUAUUGAGUCCGUAUGAUAUUGGAGCAACUCAAAAACCGUGUAAUUCUUUGUAUCAUUGUGUAUUUGUAUAAUGCCUCUUCCCUGUCUCAUCACGUUUUUUAUGUAAAAUGAGAAAGUAUGUUUCGUAACUAUUAAAAUGACACGUGGACCCCU